Messenger RNA from Anoplopoma fimbria (sablefish), 888 nucleotides. It is a transcript of the gene six3a, whose product is annotated as SIX homeobox 3a. The coding region runs from base 1 to 888 and encodes 295 amino acids. The record is from RefSeq and is a predicted model, not a curated record. Gene Ontology annotation, cellular component: transcription regulator complex; nucleus. NCBI's taxonomy places the organism in Eukaryota, Metazoa, Chordata, Actinopteri, Perciformes, Anoplopomatidae. Gene Ontology annotation, biological process: eye development; brain development; regulation of transcription by RNA polymerase II. The transcript has 2 exons. Gene Ontology annotation, molecular function: DNA-binding transcription factor activity, RNA polymerase II-specific; RNA polymerase II cis-regulatory region sequence-specific DNA binding.
AUGGUUUUCAGAUCCCCUUUAGAGCUUUAUCCCUCCCAUUUCUUCCUGCCAAACUUCGCUGAUCGCCCCGUGCUCCUGGCGAACAGCGCUCCCACCACCAGGUCUCCUCCAGAAGACUUGUCCAUGUUUCAGCUACCGACCCUCAACUUCUCCCCGGAGCAGGUGGCGAGCGUCUGCGAGACGCUGGAGGAGACCGGGGACAUCGAGCGGCUGGGCCGGUUCCUCUGGUCCCUGCCCGUGGCUCCGGGUGCGUGUGAAGCCAUCAACAAGCACGAAUCCAUCCUGCGCGCCCGGGCAGUGGUGGCUUUCCACACGGGGAACUUCAGAGACCUGUACCACAUCCUGGAGAACCACAAGUUCACCAAGGACUCGCACGGGAAACUGCAGGCCAUGUGGCUGGAAGCGCACUACCAGGAGGCCGAGAAGCUCCGCGGACGUCCCCUCGGACCGGUCGAUAAGUACCGGGUGAGGAAGAAGUUUCCUCUGCCUCGGACCAUCUGGGACGGCGAGCAGAAGACGCACUGUUUCAAAGAGAGGACACGGAGCCUGCUGAGGGAGUGGUACCUCCAGGACCCGUACCCGAACCCCAGCAAGAAAAGGGAACUGGCUCAAGCCACUGGACUCACUCCCACACAGGUCGGAAACUGGUUUAAAAACCGGAGGCAACGAGACAGAGCCGCGGCGGCCAAAAACAGGCUCCAACACCAAGCAAUAGGACCGAGCGGUAUGAGGUCCCUGUCAGAGGCCGGCCUCACCCCUCACAGCUCGGCAGAGUCGCCGUCAACCGCGGCCAGUCCGACCACCAGCGUUUCCAGUAUGGCAGAAAGAGUUGAUACUGGGACGUCCAUCCUGUCCGUCACAUCCAGCGACUCGGAGUGCGAUGUAUGA